Ichthyophthirius multifiliis is the source of this 828-nucleotide messenger RNA. RefSeq lists its product as hypothetical. The transcript is spliced from 2 exons. NCBI's taxonomy places the organism in Eukaryota, Ciliophora, Oligohymenophorea, Hymenostomatida. The record is from RefSeq and is a predicted model, not a curated record.
AUGUAACAAAAUAAAAAAUAGAAAAAAAUUAAAAUAUAUAAGGUAAGUGAUUUAUUAUAUAUUUUAUCGAAAGAGCCGCAUUAAAGAUUACCUUAGGAAAUCCAAACUUUAUAAAAUUGUACUGAACAUAUUAAAUUUUUCAAAGAUUUAACUUAAGCAGAUAAAGGAAAAUCUGAUGUACAUUGCCUUUGUUGUUAAUAUAUGACAUAUGAAAGUUAUAAAAAAGGUUAGGAAGUAAUAAAAAUAGGAAGUAUUGGGGAUAAGUUUUAUAUUAUUUUAAAUGGAUAAGUUUCAAUUCAUAUAAAGAAAUAUUAAGAUUAUGAUUAAGAAAUUCAAAUACAAGGAAAUUAAAAUUAACUUAUUAAUGUAGGCAUUUUAUAAAGUGGAUAGUCUUUUGGAGAAUUGGCUUUAUUAAGUAAUAAACCAAGAUUAGCGACUAUUAUUUGUGAGAGCGAUUGUGAUUUUUUUAUUCUUGAAAAAAGGACUUUAAUAAAAUUUUAAAAAACAAACAAAAAAUAUUAAAUUAAAAAUUAGAUUUUUUAUAAAACAUACCCUUUUUGGCUAAUUUAAGCAAAUAAAAUAUUAGAGAUAUUUAUUCUAGGUCUGUUUAUUAACCUUUCAUUAAAAAAUAAGUUGUUUUUUUAGAAGGAGACGUUUCUUAAUGUAUGUAUAUUAUAACUAGGGGAGUUUUUACUGUAAAAAAAAAUAUAAUAUUUUAUAUAAAAAAAACUAGGCAACUAAAAAGUUCUAUAAUAAUUAAAUAGAUAUAAACGAAAUGAGUAAAAAAAGAUUAGUUAAUUAAGAUUUAAUAGAAUUUAAUACAAAUGA